This is a messenger RNA of Penicillium longicatenatum, 1923 nucleotides long. RefSeq lists its product as uncharacterized. The record is from RefSeq and is a predicted model, not a curated record. Bases 1 to 1923 code for a protein of 640 amino acids. NCBI's taxonomy places the organism in Eukaryota, Fungi, Ascomycota, Eurotiomycetes, Eurotiales, Aspergillaceae. The transcript has a single exon.
AUGAAAGGCUAUCAGGGACCUGAUAAACCGCCGGAAACGCCUCAAGCCCAAUUUAAAAGUCCGAGUCGACCAGCGACGAGGGUCUCGAAGAGCACCGCAUCGAAAAGGGCUGCGCCCCCUCACAUAUCAGGAUCAACAAACCCUCAUAAAAGGAAAUCGUUACCUAGCUCACGGGCACAAUCCACUCUCACACAGAUCGACUUUGUGACACAAACCACUCAACCGGACAAUGACCAACUCGAUUACCUUGAAAACUCUGGGACGCCUGCAAAUACACUCGACCAGCCUGGACUCAUAAACGAAGAAUCAGAUGACGAUCCGGAAUACAGAUCAACACUGCAAACCCGACCAGCUCAAACAAUAUUCGAGCCGGGCAAUGACCAUCCCAAAAGGCGUCGAAAAAGUGCGGGGAUGAAUGUCAGAGAAUUCGAACGAGGCCAGAGCGGACGCAAGAGCCAGACACCUAGAACCAGCGUUGGACCCAAGGGCAAAAGAAAGCCUACAGAGAAGCUGGCUACGAAAAGCGACAAGACCCUUACACAAAUGGAUUUCGUGCGACGCUACAUCCCGAUUGAUGACGACGAUGACAUGAAUCUGGGAUACAUACAACCAACAUUUCAGAGGAAGGCAUCAAGGAAUAUUAAGAAGGAAGCCAAACUUGAGGGUAUAGAUACAUCGAAUCGACCAACUCCCACUUCUGCUAAACGCAACCGCCGAAUUUUAGAAGCAGAGCUGGAUCUUUCAACAGGGGAGCCCAUAUCCGAUCCAUGCACCAGUCAAGCAGCAGAGAAUGGUAACAAUCUCGACAAUGGGACAGUCUGUGGUGGCCCAAUCACGCCACACAAGCGAAGACUCGAGAUUCCAUCUUCUCAAUCACCCGAAAGCCCAGGGCUUGCCAUUAUCACAUCAUCUCAAUUUUUGAGUGCAACGCGUUCGCCCUUGAGACAAAAAUCUCAAAAUUUCGCACACGAACCAAGAAGCCACAUAAAGGAAGAGUCGCCCAAGUCUCAGCAACUAGUUGAGGACUCGCAGGGCCAGGGACAUGGAUCAUCCGAGAAAACACCCACAGCUUGUUCGCCCAAAGUGUUAAUAGCCUCAAGCCAACGGCCUACAUUCGCAGAGAGACUAGCUUCAUGUGCGCCGUCCAACGAGUCGAUCAACACUCCCAGACCGCCAUCAAAUUAUCACGAACCGAAACGAACCCAAGGAGAGAGAAUGGUGGUGUAUGAAACCGAUGCCGAAAGUGACCAAAGCGAUGCGGAGGAUAACAUUAAUGAUGACCCUACAACUCCAUCUCGUUUACAAGAAUCCCAAGCCGAAGAUGCAAAUAUAAGCAGUGCCCCAUGGUCGCCUCUCGCCCCUUCGCAAGAACUCCCUUCACCCAAUGUUCAACCCUCUGACAAUCAGGAUUGUGACCCGUCUUCUGAAGCGCCAAUGUCGGAUGGUUCAGUGUAUUACCAUAGAAUGCAAAAGGCCACCCAAUACCCGCAUGAACCAAUCCCAGCACUCAACACCCAAAGGCUCUUUGAACUAUUUCCCAACGAGGGGCCAACACAACAUGCCAAACCUGGGCCUCCACCUGCAUCUACGCCAUCGGCUCAAACGUUCGCCGGUCCUUUCUUGCAAACCCAGACGCAAUCUCAAGACGGCGAAGAGCCUGACAUUGUGCUAGAAUCCUCUCCUAUCCGAGGACAGGAGAACAACACGGAGGAAAGCCAGGUGGUAUUUCAGCGACCUCAUCUUCCAGAGUCAGUUCAAGUUGAAUCCUCACAACCCAUCGACCAGGCCAACAUCAGGGCAGGCAAGGCUUUGUCACGUAGUCAACUUCUGACUUCAAGCGUUAUGGAGAGCGUCCCCCUGCCCAAUUUCUGGAUGAGUAGUCAGGACAGUGUGGGAGAACCGUAUACCUUACCUGAUCAGUGA